AUGAUAACGCAGCACGAUAAGGCGAAGGUCCAUCCAUCGAUAGCUCAGGCUGGACCUCAACUUAGCAAUAAUCCUGGCUCCAGCCGGGAGUCUCACUUCUUUACCACUGUCGCUUCUUUCUCAUCCAGCCCUGUCAUGGCUGCUCGCGUGUGUCUCCCACGGAGCUCCCUCCGAUUCCGCCGCAGCUUCUCAAGCACCCCCGCGUCCCGCGCUGACUUCACACAUGCGAUUAUCGGUGCCGGAGUCGUAGGCCUUGCGAUCGCGCGCCAAUUGGCUUCAAGAGAAGGCACGUCCACCAUUCUGCUAGAACGACAUGAUGCUCCAGGAACAGAGACGAGCAGUCGGAACUCGGAGGUCAUUCACGCCGGUCUAUACUACCCGAAAGACUCCCUAAAGACAAAACUAUGCAUCAAGGGACGGGAAAUGAUGUACGAUCUCUGCUCGAAACAGGGAAUCCCUCACCACAACACCAAGAAAUGGAUCGUGGCACAGGAUGACGAGGAAUGGGAGUCUUGUCUUGGGAUUCACGAACGCGCAAAGUCGCUCAACGUGCCAACGCGGCUGGUUAAUCCCGAGGAGGCCCAGAGACGAGAACCAGAGGUCAGAGCCAGGAGAGGUAUUCUCGAAAGCGAAUCCACAGGAAUCGUGGACAGUCAUUCCCUCAUGACGUACCUGUUAGGCGAAUUCGAGAAUCAAGGCGGAGAUUCCGCUUUCCUGACCUCUGUCACUCGAAUCGAGCCCCUGGGUAUCAAUGGGACGGGUGGUUACAGGAUCUUUGCCAAAUCAGCAGAUGGCACGGAAUCAGAUAUCACUGCAGAGACCCUGAUUAACAGUGCCGGAAACUCGGCAUGCAUCAUCAACAAUAUGGUCCUCCCACCAGCACGGCAUCGUACCCCGUACUUCGCCAAGGGCACUUACUUCUCCUACUCCGCCUCAUAUCCGAAGCCCUCUGUCCUCGUCUAUCCGGUAACCAAACCGGGACACGGUGGCCUGGGCACACAUCUUACCCUGGAUCUGAGCGGACGCGUCCGCUUUGGCCCGGAUGUUGAAUGGGUCAACGACCCGAAUGACCUCAAGCCCAAGGGCACGCGUCUGGAGCAGGCCAUCCCCGAGAUAAGAGCUUACCUUCCCAACAUCGAUCCGAGUGCGAUUGACCUCGAUUACUGCGGGAUCCGGCCGAAGUUGGGUCCGGCUGGUUCCGGAUUCCAGGACUUUGUCAUUCAGAAGGAGGAAGGCUUCCCGGGACUUGUUAAUUUACUGGGCAUUGAGAGUCCUGGUUUAACGAGCUCGUUGGCUAUAGGGGAGAUGGUGAAAGAUCUGCUUUACAGAUGACUGGAUUGCCAUAUCAGUGUCGUUCCCAAAUAGAUUGCAUAGGUAUAUAAAAGAGCAUGCAACUUUUGUACAUAUGUACGGCAUCUCACUUGGGAUAGACAUAGUAAGGACCGAGCACUGGAAAGAGUGUGAAAUGCUUUCUCCGAGUCCUGUGACAGUGGCAGUAGAGUGUAUCAGCACUGGUGCUUCAACUAUCUAUACCAUUAAUGAUCCUUGUCCUUGUGAACAUCUAGAUACACCUAGAUCAUUAUUUGCCUAUGAGGUCCAGGCAGCAGAUCUA
This is a messenger RNA of Monascus purpureus, 1612 nucleotides long. NCBI's taxonomy places the organism in Eukaryota, Fungi, Ascomycota, Eurotiomycetes, Eurotiales, Aspergillaceae. The record is from the annotation of a GenBank genome assembly.